Ooceraea biroi (clonal raider ant) is the source of this 2617-nucleotide messenger RNA. RefSeq names its product protein undicht (gene udt). Gene Ontology annotation, biological process: wound healing. NCBI's taxonomy places the organism in Eukaryota, Metazoa, Arthropoda, Insecta, Hymenoptera, Formicidae. The record is from RefSeq and is a predicted model, not a curated record.
AUGAGACGCUACUUUUUCAUGCUCACACUCGUGACGUGCCUCACUUGGCAUGUUGUCAGAACACAGAACACAGGGGGUUGCCAUAUACCUCUGGUCAUCAGAGGAUCAUGGUUCUCCUGGGAAAACGGAAGGAACACCCUGACUGAAAUAAAUGCCAAUAGCAUGACUGGCCGGGGUACAUGCGUGAACGUGAUGGAGGAGUAUCACGUUAAUUAUACGUUUGUGUUCCGCGACGCAAAUACUCCGACUUCCUACGACAGCUGCUACCACUGUGUGAAGCUCCUCGUCCGAACGGUGAAUGUACUGGAGAAGCUCGAAGUGAGCUGCGUAAACCUGCCCAAUGGGAUAGAACCCACGGUGGACAACGUCUGCAGAGGCUUAAACGCGAACCAGCACCUGAUAACGCUGUUCUCGGAGAAUUAUGUGCCCGUGAACUGCAGAUCCUCCUUGGAGGGGGUCUGGCAGUUCGCCUAUCAAAAUCGGUUCAGAUUUACGGGGGAAUGCAACAAUCCAGACGCGCAGAUAAAGUCCUGCCAGACCGCGGGAACCCAGUUUCUCAUAACCAAUCAGAAAUUCAACAUCACGUACAAGAGAUGCCCCGGCAUGAAGGGAACCUUUGACGGGCUGGUAGAGUACAGCUGCCUGGGCGACUGGUUCGUCGACAAGAAUCACUUCUUCGCGGUGGCGAAUACGAAGGAGUCGCGGAAGGACGAGAAGUACAGGUGCUUCUUGAAGAAUCGCGACGACGACUUGUACAUCGGUGUGUCGAUCACCGCAGAGUGCAACACUCUGAAAACUGUUGAGAAGAGCCCCGAGCGUCUGCGAAUCACCCCGGUCAAGGCGGAGAUAGUUGAGCCGGGCUGUCGCUUACCCGAGGACAUGUCUGGGAAUUGGAUCAAUACCGCCAACAUCGACGCAGACAUCUUCAUCAACGAGACGCACAUCAUCGAGACUUGGUACCCGGACGUAGGGCGGUAUCGACGAACGAUUUACGUUUGCCGCGAGCAAAGGGACUCCAGAGUCAUGAUGGCGAGAUUGACGGUUGAUGGAUGCCAGAAGGACUACGUUUGCUUCGACUUCGUACGGCGACAUCACAACGUCAUCAGGUAUCGACGCGGGGUGGCUGUGAUAAAGGACGAUUUUCAUACGGUGUGUUCCUGGGUUCAGUUUCCCAACAAGGAAUCCUGGAAGUUCGACCUAUUUUUAGCGAAAAAUCCGGUCCCGGUGCGCUGCCCGAUAGCUGGGAAGUACAUGUUCCAUCAGAAAGGGGACGUCAUGUUCGAGACCAGGAUUCUGGGUGGCGUCACGAAAUCCCCUCGGCCGAACAUUUAUUGUAAACAGAAUAUCUCGGACUUCUCGGUGUGCAGUACUGAUCAGAAGGAGAUCGCCAUCGAUGAAACUUACUGCCUGUCCGUGGACCACUUGGGAAAACCAGUCGACAUCUACAGCGAUCCGGAUUACAUAAUGAAGUGCAUCGGAUAUUGGAAGGAGAAUUUGAAGUCGUAUCUGAUUACGUACGAUGAGUUGGAUCCCUUCAGUAAGUACCGCUGCUGGGUGUACCAGAGGGCCGACUUGAACAGGGUGCUCCUGUCGCAAGCUAUCGGUCCGUUCUGCGAUCUCAAGCAAGACGUGUCGAGUCAGAAUUACACGGAAGGCGCCGCGGUCGCGCUGGAACUGCAGGAAUACGAGCGAGAGCGCGACCGAUGCCCGAUGCACUUCGAUGACGGCAGCAAUCCUUGGGUGCAAACGGAGAAUUUCGUCAACGUCUUCCACUUCGGCAGCGGCGCUAGCAUAAAGAGCGGUUUCCCGUUCUUGUUUAUCGUACCGCUAGUGGCAAUAUUUUAUUUUAAAAGUGUGUAAAUAAUUCAGAAUUCGCACGAAAAAUCGAGCCGUCCGUUAGUUUCCGUUUAAGACCCGUUACGACGUCACGAUAGAGAUUUUAGACAUGAAAAUAUCGUGAAAACAUUCGAAACAAUUUUUACACGCGGGCUUGGCACGCGCAUAUCCACAUAGUUCCGUCCAUUAUGAGAUUUUAUGAUGAUAUGUGAUCAUAAGUGCCUCAAACACUAUCUCACAUCAUUUUUUAGAUAGAUGAUGUACCAUGUAGAUAUUGUUCAACUCACUCCAACGUAUCCGAAAUCCGUCCAAAGGGAAUCUCUUACGUGUAAGAAGUGAAUUUGCAACUCACACGCUAAACAUUAUUUUAUCUUGAGUGUGUAAGUCGAAAUGAUGAUGUCAAACAAGAUCUUUUAGUCAAGUACUGCCUGAUAGAUAACAAGGAUCGUAAUAGUCUUUUAAUUGAAUUAACAACAUAUUAAAAAAGGACUCGAGUGGUAAUUUUAUAAUUUUUAAGACAGGUCAAAUUUUAUUUUAGUAUAUUUUAGAAUUUUAUAUAUAUUUUUUUCUUAAAUGUGUUUUAAUCAUAUGCACAUAUGGAAUAUAUUUAUAUUUAAGAGAAAUUUUAAAAAGUAAUAAAAUGCGCAAAACGACGAAUUUCUUGUCAUGUGCAUCGUGUGCAAGAGCGAAUGCAUGUCACAAUUUUACUAAAGUUCUUACAUUUAAGAAAACACCAUUUUGUACAAUUUAUGCAAUAAUAAGUAAAAUUGUUUGUAAUAUU